This is a messenger RNA of Pipistrellus nathusii (Nathusius's pipistrelle), 357 nucleotides long. The record is from the annotation of a GenBank genome assembly. NCBI's taxonomy places the organism in Eukaryota, Metazoa, Chordata, Mammalia, Chiroptera, Vespertilionidae.
AUGCCCUCACUUAGAUUUCUGGCAUAUGAACUAGAGACAGUCCCUGUUGCCAGGCAUGCUUACCAGGAGUGGGGGAAGGGGAGGGGAAGCUGGCUGAUGGCAGGGCCUGGCUGGGGCUGUGAUCAUGGAACUGGUGUAGGGUCCUGGAGGAGGGAGGCCCCAGAAGCAUGGACCCCCUGCAAGGACUGCCCAGUGGGGCUUCUCUCUGCUACUCCUCCCCAACACCUCUUCCUUCCUGUUGAGGUUGCCUGUUCUGCCCUGAGUUUUGCCCAGAUAAUAGACUAUCAGGAGUCUGUCCCCACCAGCUAUGUGACUCUGGGUCAGGGCCUGCCUUUAUCUGGGUCUAACUGCCCCUAA